CCCUACCACAUGCGAUGCUAUUACUAUUAGUAUUACCUCACUCUCUCCGUCCUUCCUUAAUCUCCACCCUUUCCAUUACCCCUCCGCGCACCGUUUCACGAUGCCGAGGCGGGUCCAGAUCGAAGAUCCCAAAUACGACGACGUUCCGGAGGAAACGCUGCGUUUCAAAUCCUCCGGCAGCAACGUCUCCGACGACCAAGAGCCCUUCAUGGGCGUCAAGGUCCGCCGCAAGGCCUCUCUCCACCGCGACUACAACGGCGACUACCUCAACGUCCCUUCACACCCCUUCCUAAUGAAGAUUCUACACAAACAAGAGUCUAAUUCCGUUACAGGGGAUAACGAGGUUCUGUUCGCGGAUAGGGUUAUGAAGUUCACGGGCUCGGGGAAGAUGAAACGCUGCGUUUUGAUGGUAACCGAUUUCGCGAUUUACGUUGUGGACCCUGAGGUGGACGCGCUUAAGCGGAGGAUAGCGCUUGCGGCGGUUGAGAGGGUUUGUCUGAGUGAACUCAGUGAUAACUUCUUCGCGGUGGUGAUUCCUUCGGAGUAUGAUUUGCUUAUGGCUAGCACGCGCAAGACGGAGAUUGUUACGGUGUUGGUUGAAGCUACCAAGUCCAAGAGCGCGUCUGGCUUUGAACUCGAUGUCGUUUUCUCCAACAGGUUUGAGUAUAAUGCCGCAUCUGACUUGGUAAAGGAAGUUCAGUUUGAGGAAGUUGAAGGGGGUGUCAAAACAAGAAUUUUGAGGAAGUGAAUUAUGGUCGACAAUUUUCAAGAGCUUUCUGUAAUCUGUAAACUAUGCAAGAGAUACAUACACCUCAAUGAUUUUUUUGAGUGAUAGUGUGGAAUGUGUUCUUCCGAUAAUAGGUUUUCCUUUUAAGGUGAAUUCAUCUGUAAUUAUGAUGUCAUAAAUUUCAAGAGAAAAAGAUGAAAGAUAUGCAUGAUGUAUGCUUUCAACUUGAAAAUAGAAACGAGAUUUAUGUACUGGAUUUAUCAAUAUCAAAUGUGAUUAUAUCAAUUUCUUGGAACAAA
This is a messenger RNA of Cajanus cajan (pigeon pea), 1026 nucleotides long. RefSeq names its product myosin heavy chain-like protein. Gene Ontology annotation, cellular component: myosin complex. NCBI's taxonomy places the organism in Eukaryota, Viridiplantae, Streptophyta, Magnoliopsida, Fabales, Fabaceae. Gene Ontology annotation, molecular function: cytoskeletal motor activity. The record is from RefSeq and is a predicted model, not a curated record.